Molecule: messenger RNA, 869 nt
Organism: Camellia sinensis
Lineage: Eukaryota; Viridiplantae; Streptophyta; Magnoliopsida; Ericales; Theaceae
Product: small ribosomal subunit protein uS11y
Biological process (GO): translation
Cellular component (GO): ribosome
Molecular function (GO): structural constituent of ribosome
Source: RefSeq, a predicted model, not a curated record
UCGGUAUUUAAUAUACACAGUAGAUCAGCAACCCUAGCUAUAAAAGUGGCUGAUACAUCUCACUGCGCGUCACCAGCUAGGGUUUACAAGGCUCCGCAAGCUGAAGUCCUUUCCUCUCUUCGUUUUUCUCUCUAAGAUUCAUUCGCAGCCAUGUCGAGGAGAAAGGUCAGGGAACCCAAGGAGGAGACUGUGACUCUUGGUCCCAGUGUACGAGAUGGGGAGAUUGUGUUUGGUGUGGCCCACAUUUUUGCGUCUUUUAAUGACACCUUCAUUCAUGUGACUGAUUUGUCAGGAAGAGAAACCCUGGUUCGCAUUACUGGUGGUAUGAAGGUGAAAGCUGACAGAGAUGAAUCUUCACCAUAUGCUGCCAUGCUUGCAGCACAAGAUGUUUCACAACGAUGCAAGGAGCUUGGCAUUAACGCUCUUCAUAUUAAGCUCCGGGCUACUGGAGGGAACAAGACUAAGACCCCUGGUCCAGGUGCCCAGUCUGCACUUAGGGCUCUUGCUCGUUCAGGCAUGAAAAUUGGUCGCAUAGAGGAUGUCACUCCGAUUCCUACCGACAGUACUCGCCGAAAGGGUGGCAGAAGGGGAAGAAGGCUCUGAUUCUUCUCAUUAUGUUCAAGCAUGUCUGCAGUUUUGGUUGUUAAGUUGCUUCCUCUUAUUUCAUGUUCGGUUCUGAACAAUUUUCUUUUUUGGGUAGUUUUGAAUAUGGUUUAGACAAUAUUUGAUGAUUUGGAGCUCCACAAGUUUGAAAGAUAACGAGUCACUCUCUAAUGCUGGAUUUCAAGCUUUUUAAAUAUGCUAUCCUUAUAUUUAUACAAUUAAACUACUCGGUUUAUGCAGUUAACGUUGAAAGUGUUAUUUUAUCC